AUGGACAUCAAGCAAGCAUACGAUGAUGCGAAGAAGGAGUAUGAAGAGGUGAAGUUGAAGUUGAAGAGACUGGAUGACCUGAGGAAUGGAGCGCAGCCCAGUUGGACUGGCGAGCUGGCGAGCUUGGCGGGAAAAGAAGACAGUCUGGAGGAGGAGAAGCGGGAGUGGGGAAAGAAACUUCGCGAGCUUACUCAGCCAGCCUAUCUCACAUCAUUAUCGUCCUUCAUCUUAACAGAUCAUGAUAAGCAAGAUAUUAGCACAUCUUUAAGAAAUUAUUUCUGUACAUCACUUUCAUCUUUACCAUCAAUACCAAGUUUGAAAGACUACUUAACUCAACCAUUUGAGAAUAAGAUACCAAUUGAAAGUCAUUGUUAUAAGGAAUGGAAACAAACAAUUGGCGAUAUGGUGGAUAAUCAUUUCAUUAAUGGUGAUGUUGCAAGAGUUACCGGUAGACAGUUAUCAUAUAAAUGUCAAACGGCUUUAGGGCAACAAUAUAGUGGAUCAGAAAAUUCUCUGCUGAGUCGAUAUGAUCGAUUGCUUCGUGAUAUCUGGGAUUUCUUGCGUCAGGGGUUACCAUUUUCAUUGGAGAUUGACCGCAAUGUUGCAGACCCAUCUGGUGCAACUAUAAAAUGUUCUCGGCCUGAUGUAGUAGCCUGGAUUAAUGGGACUUUAGUCUUUAAGGCAGAAGAAAAGAACCUUCGAUCAGAACAUAAUGUUGCUGUAAAUGAACUGUCAGACAAGAUGGAACAGUGGAAUUAUGCACUGUAUGGUCAAGUACCAUAUAUUCUCUCGUAUGCUGGAGCACAAAAUUUCUUCCAGUUUUUUGCUAUCACUCCAAACCAUGGGAAGUCUGAAAUUUCACUGACUUAUGACUUGAAUACAUACAUAGGAGAAUAUAUGGUUCUUGUCUCUUCACUCAACCUAUUCCGAGUAGUAAUAUCACUGGCACAAUUUCUGCCAACCAGAUGUGAUACACCAUUAUACAAAGAAAUUUCUAGAAAUAAUAAUACAUAUAUUACUGUGUUAUCAGAAGAUAGUGUCUUAAAAGAAAUACGGGAUUUCAAAAAUCAUCAUUAUAGUGACUUUGACACUUUGGUUGAAGCAUAUAAGGCUGUACAAAAUUCACCAUUCUGUGUGUAUUCAAAAGAAGGUCCGAGAAUACAAAAUUCAAAAAAGAGAAAAGUUCAGUAUGGAUCAGGAGAACUUUAUUCAGUGCUGCUUACACCUGUAUGUCAUCAUCGACGGCCUAGUAAUGAGAAUGAAUUGCGUAUUGCAAUAAGAUCAGUACUAAGUGGUUUAAAUGAACUUCAUAGGCAAGGUAUUGUACACCGUGAUAUCCGUUGGGAUAACAUUCUAAGACACAACGAAACUUGGCGCUUAGCAGAUUAUGAACACUCAGGACGUCUCGGGGAAGUACCCACAUUUCAACUGCAUAAUUGGCCUUCCAAUGUAACAGAAGGAUACAGCAAAAAAUGUGACCUUUACUUGGUUGGGAAAUUGUUUGAUGAAUUUAUGUUUGAGCUUUCAACUGCAGGUAGAAGAAUCAAAGAACGUUUAACGAAUCAGGAAUUCCCAAAUUGUGAUAGUGUAUUGAAAGAUGAGUGGUUUAAAAAAGAAUAG
Messenger RNA from Ambispora gerdemannii, 1620 nucleotides. NCBI's taxonomy places the organism in Eukaryota, Fungi, Glomeromycota, Glomeromycetes, Archaeosporales, Ambisporaceae. The record is from the annotation of a GenBank genome assembly.